GCCGGUCAGAGCGCAUCGCAGCCCGGCGGCAGCAGUACGGAGACGAGCGGACACAAUACCGGACAUACUACCGGAGUUACUGGUCCUACAGCGGGACAUUACCGGAGGUUCAACCCGCCUUUCUGCUCUCUUGCUCCCGCCGGUCCUCCGCUCUUUGAGGGGGGGGAUAACGGGAGUUCGUGAAAGUGGCGGAUCGUUGAAGUGACGACGUCAUAAAGCGUGACGGUAUGAAGAAGAACAGCAGCGGGAAACGGGGCCCACAGGACGUGGCACCACAGCAGGUCCAACCCGACAAGGUCGGAUGGAUCCGGAAGUUUUGCGGCAAAGGGAUCUUCAGAGAGAUCUGGAAGAACCGCUUCGUGGUCCUGAAGGGAGAUCAGCUGUUUGUGUGUGAGAAGGAGCCUGUGUCCCUGCAGGUGAAGGAGUUGGGUCGGUCCGAUGAGGUGUUGGACCUGAGUGACUACGAGCGCUGUGAGGAGAUCCGCAAGAAGAAGAGUCGCAGCAAAAAGAACCACAGCAAGUUCAGACUGCAGCGCCGCAGCUCACCUGGGAACACGGUUCCCAACCUGGUGUUCCUGGCCGUCAGUCCGGAGGAGAAGGAAUCCUGGAUCAGCGUCCUGAACGUUUCCAUCACACGAGCCAAGAACCAGAUCCUGGACGAGGUGACCGUAGAAGACUCUCAGCUGUCUCACCUCACUCGGGAUCGCGUGAAGAUUCCUCAGAACCGCCGGCUGCCCACCAGAGGUCACCUUCUGGCUGUGGCCUCAUCCUCCUCAGACGGGAUGCUGACCCUGGAUCUGAUUCAGGAGGACGAAGCUCCUCCCCACCUCGGACCGGACUGCCCCAGGUCCAAGACCGACGGCGCCCUCUCCGCCGAGGCCUCUGGGAAAUCCCAGAGCCUCCCCCGGGAGGUGGUGUGGGAGAAGACGGGCCGGACCCCACAGAUGGGGAGGAUCCUGACGCCGGCGGAGAAGAUCCGCUGCGCCUCCAUGGACGAGAUCCUGGCCCAUUCCGAGGCCACGGGCGCCACCGACGUCGCCUCCGCGGCGGCGUCUGUAGCCCGGCUGCAGGGGUUGAUCAGCCAAAAGCUGGAAGAGACGGAGCGGCUGCUGACGGAGGUGCAGGCGGAGGCCAAGGAGCGGGGGAGGGGGAGGGGGAGGGAGUCGACGGAGGCGGGGAGGCUCCUGAAGGAGGCGGAGGUGACGUGGGGUCAGGCCCGGGACGUGUUGGAGGAGGUGAAGGAGCUGAGGGCGUUGUGCCGACAACUGGACUCCUCCUCCCCUCCCUCCACGCUGCGCCAAUCUGAACCGGGCCGGUCCAGUCCGGUCCGGUCCGGUACGGUAAAGCCCGGUAGAUGAACUUCUGCUUGCUGGACCUCAGAUGAAGCUGUUUGUAGCAUAAAUGGUACUGGACUGAUGGGAGAGUUGGACAAACCCAAAAUGUGCCAAGGCAGAGGGUCCCAGGGACCUCAUGGAGAAUCUGGACUGGAUGAAGUUGCCGGUACGAACGCAGUGUAAAAAUAAUUUGAAGGAAUAUUGAUUUAGUUUAAAGACAUUCUGAGCUGAACUCUUCUUCCAUCUGGACUCAGGACCAGUCUGUGGUUCUGGUUUUGCUCAGGUCCACCUGAACCAUUCAGGACCAAGUCAUUUGGAUUCUCCGCAGCAAUGAAGAACUCUUCCUCUUCCUCUUCCUCCUGCCUCUCCUCAUGUUUACGCUCAUCAAACCACAACUGAUUGAUUUUUUUACCAUUUUACAGCCUUUUAAAAUCCAGAUUCUGUCGAAAGGAACCAAGCAACUCGCUGUAGUGACUAAAAACUGGAUGGAAGGCUGCUUUCCUGCUCAGAGGCACGUUGGCAGGUCAGGUGACCUAAAAUAAAAUCCCAAUAGAACCCAACGGGAGCUUUAUUCUUCAUGCUGCAUCCCUGCAAGGUGAAUAGAAGCGAAUGAACUGAUUUAAACGCGUUUACGGUCAGUUUGUCAGAUUCCACAAAGAUCUUUUUAUUUUUGCUUAAAUCCUUUACUUAUUUUUGUAUAAAACAUUCAGACUUUUGUACUUUUACAUCCUGCUCGUUUCUGUUACUGUGAAAAAAAAAAGUAACAAAUUAUUUUCAAACCUCGUCUUUCAUGUGAAAAAAAUGACUGACUUUUAGGCCAGAAGAGUUGUUGAAAUGAGAAGUUUAAAUCUUUAUACUUCAAAUAACUUAAAACAUGACUCAAGUUAAAUCUUAAAUGUUUAAAACCAUCCACUCGACGUGUUCAUUUAGUUCAGCAAUAAAACACACCUUUUAUUACUGUUAAAAACUGUAUUUGAAUUUGAAAUGAAUGCUGUUGUUCACUGUUCAGGUACGACUUCUAAAUCCAAUGGUUCUUUAUUUUGAUGCUAAAGAACACAGAAGUAAAAUGAUCGGAUUGUUGCACUUUAUUUGAACUUUUUAUAACAUUUGUAUCAACUGAUGAACAACAGAAAUGUGCUUCUGAAACGUGCUUCUGGGCUUCCGUACCUCGAUGAAUUUGCAUCGUCUUCCCUCGCUGUGGAUCCUGUGUGGCAGCCGCAGGGGAUUGUGGGGGAUGUAGUCCAACCCGGAUGUGAGGUUCAUACAAAGAUGAAUAAAAACCUUGAAA
Molecule: messenger RNA, 2622 nt
Organism: Pungitius pungitius (ninespine stickleback)
Lineage: Eukaryota; Metazoa; Chordata; Actinopteri; Perciformes; Gasterosteidae
Gene: plekho1b
Product: pleckstrin homology domain containing, family O member 1b
Exons: 6
Coding region: 228-1358 (376 amino acids)
Biological process (GO): regulation of myoblast fusion
Cellular component (GO): muscle cell projection membrane; ruffle membrane
Source: RefSeq, a predicted model, not a curated record